Messenger RNA from Neltuma alba, 1399 nucleotides. RefSeq lists its product as uncharacterized. Gene Ontology annotation, cellular component: membrane. The transcript has 3 exons. The record is from RefSeq and is a predicted model, not a curated record. Lineage: Eukaryota; Viridiplantae; Streptophyta; Magnoliopsida; Fabales; Fabaceae. The coding region runs from base 377 to 1399 and encodes 340 amino acids.
AAAGGUAGUAAAUUUUUUCAAACAUGUUGUCCCUACUAACCUAUGGGUCUUCAUGAAUAGUCUUAGUUAGAUGGUGCAUGCCGUUUUGUAUACCCAUAAUGAAGAAGAGGCACACAUGGUGGCAUCAAAUAAUGACCGAACUCCUUCACCAUGCUUCCAAAGAAGAUAUGUCACAAAUAAUAUCAAGAACUGUUUCGGAGCAGCUUUCAGUUUCCCUGCAGACAAAAGAAGAUAACGGAAUCACAAACCAUUUUUCACGCGCAAUGAUAAAAUAUAUUGGGUAUAUUUUUAUGCCAAAUAAAAUAUCCUGCAAUUAUAAACUAAUUUUGUGAUUUUGGACUGUGAAUGGCAUUAUUGGUGGAUAGAGCCGGAGUCAAUGCCAACACCAGCGUCUGGUACAAUAACAAUUGACACACCCCUAAUGAUUGCUACGAAGAAUGGGAUGACAGAAAUGGUGAAGGCAAUUUUCGAAUUGUUUCCAUCAACGAUUAAAGAUGUGAAUGCCGAAGGAAAGAACAUCUUUCUAUUGGCCAUAGAAUAUAGGCAAACAGAUGUAUACUGUUUUUUGUGUAAAUGGAAAUGGCUAAAGGAAAGUCUGUUCAGGCAAGUAGAUAAGGAGGGAAACAAUGCAUGGCACUUGGCGGUGAGUCUCGAAUUUGACCCUAAUCGAGACAUUGGGGAAGCAUUCAACAUGCAAAGCGAACAGCUAAGCUGGCUUCGUUUAGUGAGGAGGUCACUCCCGUAUGAUUUGUCUACAAGACACAAUAGAAAAAUGGAGACCCCGACAGACAUCUUAGAAAAGAGUGACAAGGAAUUUAUGAAAAUCCAGCAAGAGUGGGUGGCUAAAACCUCACAAGCAUGUUCUGUGGUGUCGACCCUUGUUGUAUCAGCAGCCUUCGCCACACGUACCAAUGUGCCAGGCGCUUAUGAUGAGAAGGGCUAUGCAAUCCUUAGAAACGAGCCACAAGCAUUCAGAAUUUUUCAAGAUUCUUCAUUGGUGGCCCUCUUCUGCUCUCUUAUUUCCACCAUCUGCUUCUUGUCUAUAGUUGCUUCUCCUUCUCAUCGAUAUUUUAAUGCUCGUACGUUCGUUCCUUCCCGAUUUUACUGUGCUUUGUACUCCAUGUUCGCCUCCAUUGUUUGUUUGUGGAUCUCUUUCUGUGCCGGUGAUUUCUUCUUGCUCCAUGACAACACUCAAAAAUUGCACAAGGCUCUUCCAACUUAUAUUUUGUUGUCAUCGGGCUUCAUCCUUAUUGUUGGCUUACAGCUCCACAGAUUCCUUGAUCACAAAUUGUCUCGAUUUUUUGGAACCACCCCUCCCCCUAGAAUCGUGCCCAUUUCUCCCAUUCAGUACCGAAGAACCAACAAAGGAAACGGACCAGAUCUGAACCACCGAAAUUAG